UCACUCAGGCUCUGGGGAGUCUCCUUCACCUCCUCUCAAGUUGUCUCAACGUGUUCGUCCUCAAACCUCCGCCACUGCCACCUCCUUCCCUGUGACUGGGGACAGCCGAACCGCGCUCGAUCCGACCAAAACUCACAUCCAGGCACCAUGUCCACCUCGGACGAUGUGGAUGGGCUUGCUCGUCCUCAUUAUGGCUCGGUUCUUGAUGAUGAAAGACUCACCGCUGAGGAGAUGGAUGAGAGGAGGAGACAAAAUGUGGCCUAUGAGUACUUGUGUCAUUUAGAGGAAGCCAAAAGAUGGAUAGAGGCAUGUCUGGGAGAGGACCUACCACCAACCACUGAGCUCGAGGAAGGUCUGAGGAAUGGUGUCUAUCUUGCCAAACUAGGAAACUUCUUCAGCCCUAAAGUUGUAUCCCUGAAGAAGAUUUAUGACCGGGAGCAGACCAGAUACAAUGCAACUGGCCUCCAUUUUAGACACACUGACAAUGUGAUUCAGUGGCUCAACGCCAUGACUGAGAUAGGCCUUCCAAAGAUCUUUUAUCCAGAAACAACAGACAUCUAUGAUAGGAAGAACAUGCCUCGCUGUAUAUACUGCAUUCAUGCCUUGAGCUUGUACCUAUUUAAACUUGGUCUUGCUCCACAAAUCCAAGAUUUGUAUGGGAAAGUUGAAUUUACAGCGGAAGAGAUUGACAUAAUGAAGAGCGAGCUGGAGAAAUAUGGAAUUCAGAUGCCUGCCUUUAGCAAAAUCGGAGGAAUUUUGGCUAGCGAGCUGUCUGUCGAUGAAGCAGCAUUACAUGCUGCCGUAAUUGUCAUCAAUGAAGCCAUUGAUCGAGGAGUUUCUACAGAAACAUACACUGCCCUUAAGAAUCCUAAUGCCAUGUUGGUAAACCUUAAUGAUUCUCUGGCUGACCCCUAUCAGGGUGCACUUUAUCAAGCAAAGCAAAAUAAAAUGGAAAAUGCCAAAAAGCGGAUUAACGCAGAGAAUGCAGACGCAGAAAGGGACGUGUAUGAAGAGCUACUUACCCAGGCGGAGAUCCAAGGGAACAUAAACAAAGUAAACUUAAAAGCGGCUCUAGAAAGGGUUGACCAGGCUCUGGAAAAGGGGAAUCCUCCAUUGCUAUUUGAGGCUCUGAAUGUACCUGCACUGUCUCUUCGGGCGUUACAGCGAGAUAAUUCCGACUGGUACCUGAAGCACCUGCAGAAUGACAAGCUUCAGAAACAAGAGAAUGGCCUGCCUGGACCCCUGCAGAAGGAGGAGUUACAGAGCGGCGUUGAUGCAGCAAACGUUUCAGCACAGCAAUUCCAGAGAAAACUGGCUGCAGUGGUUAGGAUAAACAAUGCCAUCCGGAAUGGAGUCGCCGAUGUUACUAUACAAGAGCUGAUGAAUCCUGAGGCCCAGCUGCCAGAGGUUUACCCCUUUGCAGCUGCAUUAUAUCAAAGGGAGCUAGCUACUUUACAGCAGCAAAGUCCUGAGGGUAACCUCUCGCAUCCAGAGCUGUCAGUUGCCGUAGAAAUGCUGUCCUCUGUUGCAUUAAUUAAUCAAGCAUUGGAUACAGGAGAUUUUAACACGAUCUCUAAACAGCUGACCAACCCCGUAACUGGACUCAUGGAUGUUGAAGAUGAGAACAUUCAAAGGUACAUUGAUGACCUAAUCAAACUGAAACAACAAGCACGGGAAGAAGGGAACGAGUUUAUUACCUGGAAUGACAUCCAGGCAAGUGUGAACCAUGUGAAUACCGUGGUACAUGAGGAACAUGAAAGGAUUUUGGCCAUCGGACUCAUCAAUGAAGCGUUGGAUGACGGUGAUGCCAAGAAGACUUUGCAAGCCUUGCAACUACCAGCAGCCAAAUUAGAAGAUGUGAAUCCAAAUGUUGCUCAACAUUACCAGGACACUCUAGUCAGGGCAAAAAGAGAAAAGGCUCAGGAAACAAAAGAUGACUCUGCUGUUCUUUGGUUGGAUGAGAUCCAAGAUGGCAUUUUUCGAUCUAACAAAGAAACAGAGGAUGCUCAAAAAUUCUCUCUUGGAAUCCUGGCUGUUAAUGAGGCAGUGGAGAAAGGUGACAGCGCACAGACUCUUAAUGCCCUGCGAUCUCCAGAUGUUGGACUUUAUGGCGUAACCUCAGAAUGUGCGCAGACCUAUCAGGAUGAGCUGGCAGGACUAAUGAAAAACAAAACUGCAGAAGGAAACAAUGACAGCGAGUGGGUACAGCACUGGGUGAAAGGUGGUUACCAUUAUUACUUUAAUCUGAAAACGAAUGAAGGCGGUUGGGAAGAGCCAGUGGGAUUCGUACCGAAUAAUGCUCAUCUCUCCAAAGAGGAGAUUCAGAGUACCAUUUCUGGGGUAUCUGCAGCUUACAACCGGGAACAGCUGUGGCUGGCCAAUGAAGUGCUUAUUACCAAGCUACAAGCCAGGUGUCGCGGAUACCUUAUGCGUAAAAAAUUUACAGAUAGGAAAAACUUCUUGCACUCCCAAGUUCCAGCUGUCACCUGCAUCCAGUCCCACUAUAGAGGGCAGAAGCAGCGGAAGGAAUACAAGGACCGCUUGCAGUAUUUAAAUGACCAUUCCGAUGAAGUUGUAAAGGUUCAGUCCUAUACUCGAAUGUAUCAAGCCAGGAAACGGUACAGAGACAGAUUAAAGUAUUUCAAGGAUCAUAUAAACGAUAUUGUGAAAAUCCAAGCUUUUAUUCGUGCUAACAAAGCACGAGAUGACUACAAGACCUUGAUAAAUGCCAAUGACCCCCCAAUGGCAGUUGUCCGCAAAUUUGUCCAUCUCCUGGACCAAAGUGACCAAGACUUUCAAGAAGAACUGGACGUAAUGAAGCUGCGAGAAGAAGUGGUAACCCUUCUACGAUCCAACCAGCAGCUGGAGAAUGACUUAAACCUCAUGGAUAUCAAGAUUGGACUUCUAGUGAAAAACAAAAUUACACUUCAGGAUGUUGUCUCUCACAGUAAGAAGUUAACAAAGAAGAACAAGGAACAACUCUCCGAUAUGAUGAUGUUAAACAAGCAGAAGGGAGGACUGAAGGCACUGAGCAAGGAGAAGAGGGAGAAGCUGGAAGCAUAUCAGCAUCUAUUCUAUCUUUUGCAGACAAAUCCAACCUACCUAGCCAAGCUCAUUUUCCAGAUGCCUCAAAAUAAAUCCACUAAAUUUAUGGAUUCUGUCAUUUUCACCCUUUACAAUUAUGCAUCAAAUCAAAGAGAGGAAUAUCUGCUGCUUCGUCUCUUCAAGACAGCUCUUCAGGAAGAGAUCAAGUCUAAAGUGGAUCAGAUCCAAGAGAUUGUCACUGGAAACCCCACUGUCAUUAAAAUGGUGGUUAGUUUUAAUCGUGGAGCACGUGGCCAAAAUGCCUUGAGACAAAUUCUCUCCUCUGUAGUGAAAGAAAUCAUGGAUGACAAGUCCCUAAACAUCAAAACUGAUGCUGUGGAUAUCUACAAAUCCUGGGUGAAUCAGAUGGAGUCUCAGACUGGGGAAGCCAGUAAAUUGCCUUAUGAUGUCACACCAGAGCAAGCCAUGACACAUGAGGAGGUGAGAACCAGGCUGGAUGCGUCAAUCAAAAAUAUGCGAACGGUCACAGAUAAAUUCCUUGGCGCGAUCAUCAGCUCAGUGGAUAAGAUUCCGUAUGCUAUGCGAUACAUCUCCAAGGUUCUAAAAGACACUCUUCAUGAAAAGUUUCCUGAUGCUGGAGAAGAUGAGUUGUUAAAGAUAGUGGGAAAUCUCCUUUAUUAUCGCUACAUGAACCCAGCCAUCGUGGCGCCUGAUGCCUUUGAUAUCAUUGACCUCUCCGCUGGAGGGCAGCUGACCACAGAUCAACGUCGGAACCUUGGGUCCAUUGCCAAAAUGCUCCAACAUGCUGCGUCCAACAAGAUGUUCCUUGGAGACAAUGCCCAUCUUAGCAUCAUUAAUGAAUACCUCUCACAGUCCUACCAGAAAUUCAGACGCUUUUUCCAGGCCGCCUGUGAAGUUUCUGAGCCAGAGGACAAAUUUAAUGUGGACGAAUAUUCUGAUCUUGUUACUCUCACCAAGCCGGUGAUUUAUAUUUCUAUUGGAGAAAUUGUUAAUACCCACACUCUGCUGCUAGACCACCAGGAUGCCAUUGCUCCAGAACACAAUGACCCAAUUCACGAGCUGUUAGAUGACCUUGGCGAAGUUCCCACCAUUGAGUCUCUCAUAGGGGAAGGGCCUGCUGCCACAACAGAUUCCAAUAAAGAGAGUCUGGCUAAGACUGAAGUUUCCUUGACGCUAACAAACAAGUUUGAUGUCCUUGGAGAUGAGAAUGCGGAGAAGGAUGCAAAGACUAUCCUCCUUAAUACAAAACGUCUCGUUGUGGACGUCAUCCGGUUCCAGCCUGGUGAAAGUCUGACUGAAAUCCUGGAAACUCAAGCCACCAGUGAACAGGAAGCUGACCACCAGAGAGCUAUGCAGAGACGGGCCAUUAGAGAUGCUAAGACCCCAGACAAAAUGAAAAAGGCCAAGUCUUUAAAGGAAGACAACAACCUCAGCCUGGAAGAGAAGAAGGAAAAGAUAAAGACGGGGUUAAAGAAACUGACAGACCUGGGAACUGUGAACCCAGAAAAUCACUAUCAGGGUCUUAUCAAUGACAUUGCCAAGGAUAUUCGUAAUCAGAGGCGAUAUCGACAAAGAAGAAAGGCAGAGCUGGUGAAGCUUCAACAGACCCAUUCAGCUCUGAACUCCAAGGCUGUAUUCUAUGAAGAACAAGUAGACUAUUAUAAGAGCUACAUAAAGACUUGCUUAGACAAUCUGGCAAGCAAGGGCAAAGUGUCCAAGAAACCAGGACAAGCGAAAGGGAAGAAAAGCAAGAAGAUAUCCCUGAAAUAUACUGCUGCCCGACUACAUGAGAAAGGGGUUCUGCUGGAGAUUGAAGAUUUACAAGCCAAUCAGUUCAAGAACGUCAUCUUUGAAAUUGCUCCUACUGAUGAAGUUGGGGAUUUCGAAGUGAAAGCCAAGUUCAUGGGAGUUCAGAUGGAAACGUAUAUGUUACAUUAUCAGGACCUACUCCAGCUGCAGUAUGAGGGUGUUGCGGUCAUGAAGAUGUUUGACCGUGCAAAGGUCAAUGUAAACCUCCUGAUCUUCCUUCUAAACAAGAAAUUCUACGGAAAGUAAGCAAGGCUCUGGAAUGUGUGGAACAGAGGACAUAGAUUUCAAGCAAACUGCACAUUUUGCUUUGCCCUCAAGAAAUAAGGGAUAUGAUCAUUCCACACUGCUUUUAAAUCCCUUGGAACAUUUGUUCCCAAACCCUGCAAGCAUCGACCUUGAUAUUGUCUUCUGGCAAAGAAUAUACAGAGGGCACAGUGCCUAUAUAUAGUGUUACAUAAUAAAUCUUAUAUAAGUAAAGGAAUAGAUUGAGAGAAUGUUAAAUUAGCAAAGGGUCCUGCACAUCUGCACUAAUAUGGGCUACAUCAUGUCCAUUGCCGUCUUUUUAGAUAUAUAAAGCAAGUGAUCUCCACAUUUUCUCUAUCUGGUUUUAAAUGUACAUCUCAAUUUGUUUCUCUAUAGCGUGGACGGCUGAAGAUGUGUGUAGCUCAUGAUUUGAUAUAAGCACAUCUGUCCUGCUAGAUGGAAGUGCUUAGCACGCAUUAAAUCAUGAAUUAUUGUUAUCAACCCUUUCACACUCUGCUUACUUUCAUCAUUCUCUGUGAUAUUUUUAGACCACCUCUGUUCCCCUUAUUCUAGAAGGAUUAAGGGUUUCAGACACUUUGCACUCCGGAUGAUAUUUUUAGCAUUCCAAUGACACUUUAAGUGUUGCUUAUCCAUUCUGGCAGAUCCCUUUAUUAAGAGAGAUUAAAAUAACUGUUUUGUUUUUUUCUAGAUUUGAUCAAUAAUGAUUCACUUAGAGUAACAUAACAAUAAAGGAAAUAUUGUUGGUUUCCUACAACCUAAUCUAUUUUAUUGUUGACCAAGGCUCCAUUUUUUAUUUCUUUGAUGUUAAAAUGGUUUGUUGGUGCGUCAAAGAAAGCUUCUUUCUAGUCUGUUUAAUAUCUGUUUAAUACUCCAGAAAUACUGUCAUUCGUUUUCAGCAGUUAUGAGGUGUGGGGUCUUAUGAUUAGGCCAAAUUUGACAUUAGACAUUAGAUAAGUUGCUUGUUUGUCUGCUUAAAAUCAUAGCAUAAGCAGAGAGACCAGUAAAAUUGGUUAACUGUGCAGGAAUUGUUCUCUGAAACAAUCAGUUCUAAUUGUCAUUACUAGUAAUUAUUAAACACUAGUUCCUACAAGCAUAUAUUGGAACAUGUCGACCCCUUUA
Messenger RNA from Pelobates fuscus (common spadefoot toad), 6258 nucleotides. RefSeq names its product IQ motif containing GTPase activating protein 1 (gene IQGAP1). Gene Ontology annotation, molecular function: calmodulin binding; GTPase activator activity; actin filament binding. The record is from RefSeq and is a predicted model, not a curated record. Gene Ontology annotation, biological process: fibroblast migration; epidermal growth factor receptor signaling pathway; regulation of GTPase activity. Bases 148 to 5121 code for a protein of 1657 amino acids. Gene Ontology annotation, cellular component: nucleus; cell cortex. NCBI's taxonomy places the organism in Eukaryota, Metazoa, Chordata, Amphibia, Anura, Pelobatidae. The transcript is spliced from 38 exons.